AUGAGUGAAGGAGCUAAUAAACAAAAAAUUUUUAUUUCAUUAGAUGGCGGAGGUACUCGUGGAUUAAUGACAAUCCAAAUUUUAAGUCAUUUAGAAAAAGAAUUGGGAAGAAAUAUUGGAGAUUUAUGUGAUAUUAUUGCAGGUACAAGUGCUGGUGGUAUAAUAUCAUUUUGUAAAAUGAAUGGUAUUGAUAAUGAAUUAAUUAAUGAACUUUAUAAAUGUGUUGGUAAAAAAGUUACAAAAUUUAAUUGUUCAAAUUUUACAGAAUCUCAAUCAAUUGCAAAUACAAAUUUAUUAAUUGAAGAAUUAUCAAAACUUUUUUCAGGAAAUAUUAAAGAUUUUGCAAAACAUAGAAAAGGUUUUGUUUUAACAUGUCUUUCACCAACAUUAUUACCAAUUGAUUAUAGAGCUUAUAUGAUUUCAAAUUAUGAUAAUGAUAAUCGGUUCUAUAUGGAGCCAAAGAAAAUGUUAGAUAUUUCAGUGGUCGAUUCAAUUCGUGCCACUAGUGGAAUUCCUUUACUAUUCAAUGUACCAAGAUAUCAAGGUAAAAACUUUUUAGAUGGUGGUUAUUUAAAUAAUAAUCCAACACCAAUACUUUAUCAAGAGGCAAUUUCAUUAUUUGGUGGUGAGAAUUCAAAAGAUUUCAUAUUCAUUUCCAUUGGUACUGGUAGAAAACCAACAACAAAUUUUUCAAGUAAAUUGAUUGCUGGUGCAAAAUUACCAUUUAAAUAUUCAAAUACAAUUGUUAAUAAUCUGACUGGUAUUGAAUUGGAUUCACCAAUUCAUAGAAUUGUAAAUUUCAUGACUUCAUCUGGUGAAGAAUCUCAUUUACAAUUUAAAAAUGCUCAUCCAGAUUUAUCAUAUUUCAGAUUUGAUACAUAUAUCGAUAAAGAUAUUGCUGUUAAUGAUGCCUCGGACGAGACUAUUGAAUAUAUGAAAAAAUCAACAAAUGAUUAUUUAAAUUCUGAUGAAUGUAAAAAAUUAAUUUCAGAUUUAAAAAAAUUAAUAAUUUUAAAAAAAAAAAAAAAAAAAAAAAAAAAAAAUGUAUUUUAA
Messenger RNA from Dictyostelium discoideum AX4, 1053 nucleotides. RefSeq names its product patatin family protein. Gene Ontology annotation, molecular function: hydrolase activity. The record is from RefSeq and is a predicted model, not a curated record. Bases 1 to 1053 code for a protein of 350 amino acids. Lineage: Eukaryota; Evosea; Eumycetozoa; Dictyosteliales; Dictyosteliaceae. Gene Ontology annotation, biological process: lipid catabolic process; lipid metabolic process. The transcript has 3 exons. Gene Ontology annotation, cellular component: cytoplasm.